Lacerta agilis (Sand lizard) is the source of this 963-nucleotide messenger RNA. RefSeq names its product putative methyltransferase DDB_G0268948. Gene Ontology annotation, molecular function: S-adenosylmethionine-dependent methyltransferase activity. NCBI's taxonomy places the organism in Eukaryota, Metazoa, Chordata, Lepidosauria, Squamata, Lacertidae. The transcript has 6 exons. The record is from RefSeq and is a predicted model, not a curated record. Bases 65 to 874 code for a protein of 269 amino acids.
GCUCACUCUUUGCGGAUUAAAAAAACGAGGGAGCGGACGAAAAAGCUGCUUCCCUCCGGGAGAGAUGGCCGCUCAUUUGUUUGCGGCCAAAGAUCACGCUGCUGUCUACCAGAAAUACAGGUUCCCACCCCCGGAGAACCUCCAAGGUGUGAUCCUCUCCUACCUGGAUAAAAAGAAGGUGACCUCCCUUCAUCUGGCAGUGGAUGUGGGAUGUGGCACAGGCCAGAGCAGUCACCUGCUGGCGAAGCGCUUUGAGAAGGUGGUCGGGACAGACGUAAGCGAAGCUCAGAUCGAGGAGGCCAAGCGAACUGCCCACCCGCCAAAUGUCUCCUACCUUGUGUGCCCUGCAGAAGAGCUGCCCUUUGAGGACCGUUCCGUCGACCUCCUCACGGCCUUCACUGCUGCCCAUUGGUUUGACAUUCCCCGCUUCAUGAAGGAAGUGGACCGGGUUCUCAAGCCAUCCGGCUGUGUGGCCUUGAGUACCAACACCCUCGACAUGCGGUUGCACUACAAGGACUGUUCGGAAAAGCUCACAGAAAUCUUCCGGGAGGUUCAAGGCCAGAUUUUUCCAUAUUCAAACGAAAGGAUCAAAUUUGUUACGGACGACUACAAAGCAAUAUUUGAUUCCCUGCCGUUUCAGGACAAGGAGAGGAUCAUGGAUAUUCUUGAUAAACUUCCAAUGAGUGUCGCUAGCCUGAUGGGAUACAUCCAGUCAUUCUCUCCAUACCAGACUUUUCUAAAAGCCCAGCCUGAGGCGGCAAAAUCUCUCAUCCAAAACACCGAACAAAGGAUCCUGGAGACGAUGGGAGUUUCGUCUCGAGAGACCAAGCUGGAGCUCUGCACUCGGCACGUUUGUGUCCUGGGUUAUAAGUGACUUGGAUCUAGUUAACGAAUGACCCUCCCGAGGAAACAAUGCCAGGGCAAUCUUGAAAAUUUUCCAAUAAAAACAAAUGUCUCAUUUAA